ACCCAAAGUUGCAACAUGAAUUGCAACAUGGACGAAAGCUGUUGGAAAUUAAGCAGGUUUUGUCACAGAACUGCCACGUCUGGCAAUAACGUACAUUCCAGUUAUAUGGUUGUCAUGGACUGUAUAAAAAAAAGUCAGCUGGGCUGAUCCAGCAGAGAUGAUCAAUUUGUUGGACACAAUGGAGUCUGGCUGGUUUUCAACAAAUAAAACUGUCCUUUUCCUGCUUUCUGUUCUGUGUGCAGCUGGGAAGGAGGCCUGGGCUCAGGGAGCCAUCUUCAAGUCACGACUCUGGGAUGUAAACCAGAAAUCCCUCUACCUUCAGAACAAUGAAUUAAUAGCUGGAUACUUGCAAGCCCCCAACUCUGCACUGGAAGAAAAGAUUUUUUGGGUCCAUAACCGGGCCUUUGGCCAAGAGAACUUCCCCGUCAUUCUGAGCAUUCAGGGUGGGAAGAGCUGCCUGGCCUGCUCUCCUGGGUCCCCGCCUGAGCUGCAGUUGGAGAGCAUCAACAUCACAGACCUGUGCAAAGAUAAAGAAGCCUCCACACGCUUCACCUUCUUUGUGGCUAAUAAAGAUGGAAUAUGGCGUUUUGAAUCAGCUGCCAACCCAGGCUGGUUCCUCUGCACGUCUUCCAAAGCCAAUGAACCCCUUGGGCUGAUAAAGAAUCCAGGAUCUUCUCAUCUGGUGGACUUUUAUUUUCAGCCUGAAUCUUAGCUGGCCCCCCCACCUCCCUUCACGGGACAAAGCCCACUCCUGAAGUCCAGAGUCUAACAGCUACUACUUUCUCUAAGCAUUUCUUGCAGGGGGGGGUCACUUUUCAGAAGAGAUGCAGCGUUUCUAGAGUUGGCUGAUAUUCACAGCUCACUUUCUGGAUUCAGAAAUGCAGGUUUUGCAGCUAGCAGCCACAAAGUUACCUGCAGAACUCGAAAGCUACGAGUGCAAAAUAUGCCAGAAAUUUAAAUACAUUUAAAGUAACUGUAUUGACAACAUUUAAUUCUAAUUAUUUCAAAAUAUGCAUUAAAUAAAAAACUCAUUUUGUCUUAGCUCCACAUAGUUUUGGAGUGUGAAUCCCCAACAUGUUAUUCAGAAGUCUGCUGCAGCCUGUGACAUAUCCUCAUCCUGUCAAAUUGGGAGGGGAGGUGGCGGGGAGGAAGAGGAGAGAGUUAAGGCUGCGACAGCAGAGGGAGGCAGCAAAGGAAUCCUUUUCUAACUCCUCACCUUAAGAUCCAACUGUACCUCCAUCUCUGCUGAUACCCUUAAAUGCCAGCUCUGCCUAUGAUAAAUCUGUCUUCAUCCAUGAUUCGAACUGGGAUGAGAGACCUGGCAUGCCUCACCAAAACUUGGAUAGGUGAACAGUGAUGAGUGAGCUUCAGAGACUGCAUCAGCACAGACCUAAGGUAGAGAUGGACACUCUGCAGGUGACCAAGAGUACUAUUUGUGAGGGCGUUUAACAGAUAUUGCAACUGCUGCACAGCUUCACUCCCAUCUGUCCUGCUGGUGUUGGUGUUCCUUAGUCUUUUGAUUGUGGUGGAUUGUGCUUUCUGGGGAGGGAAGGAACUGGAUUAUUCCUAAGUGGCCUCUCUCUAGUCAGCAAUUUACAGGAAUUCCUUGGCUUAUUGAUCACGCUACCCCAGAAAGUAGCAGCUCAGAUUGAUAUAUUAACUGAUUUCAAGAUUUAGUUUUCUAAUACUAUGGUUCUCUGGAAUUGAAGUGCCAUGUAAGUUAUAGAUGUAGAUAGGUGGAUAGAAGGGGGGGGGGGAGGAAAAGAAUUGAAGGUGUUCACAGUGGCACCAAUCCUAAUUAUGCCAUUGCAGCUCUCUUCCUCCCUCCUUCCCUCCCUCCAGUCUCUUGACAGUGGCUAAGCACAUUCAGAAAAUGACAAUUUUCUAGGUAAACCUCUAGCUAUGUGCCAGUGGUAUGUAGGUGUAAUUAAACCUGGGGAGCAAAAGAUCAAGCCAGUUGGAUUGCCCAAAUGCAUUGAUAUUUCCAUUGCUCUACAUAAUUCAGGCUUUGGGAUUAUUUUUGGCAUCUUAUCAGGUGCUUCCAAACAAGGCUUGUAGUUUUUCCAUGCAGUCCUCCUUCCUCAUACAUGCAGUUUUUCAGAAAGCCCAACCAGCAUAUUCCUCUUGAUUUCUGCUUUGUCCAUAAAAAAUAGAGAACUGUGGCAUGAUGCAGCUGGACCAUCGGAUCUGUUCCGUUUUCUUGACCUGUGAUGCUUGUGACUUCCUCUAAUGCUUUGAAGGGACAUUUUCAGCCACUGCCUAGCAUCUUCCUUGUUUGAGUAUUUGCAACGUUUUUAGCAAGACAAUAAACAUAUUUCCAAUAAACCUGUACAUCCUGAUUUUUUCUGAUUAAUUUCCCAACUCAUAUAGAUAUCUUUUUCUUUCUAAUCAGCUCCACACUAACAUUCUGAUAUUUUUGACUGCAUUCUUUCAGAGCUAAGUGACAAAAUUAAUUGUAUCCUCAAAUGCCUCUCUUUGGACAUUGGUAAACAUUGGUUGCAAGUGUUGUUCCUUCAAAAGGAGAAAACAGUAUUUGAAAUAAAUAUGUUUUAUAUCAACUGUGCUUUCCUGCCUUUAAAAUACAAUAGGUAACACUACAGUAAUCUCAGAAUAUUCCACACUGUUUUUUUUCCUUUGUCAUAAUUUAAAAUUAUCCAAUCUAUAGUCUGAAUGAAAACAAACUAACCCAGCGGUCCCCAACUUUUCUGGCUCCACAGAAUGGCAACGGUGGCAACUGCAGGGGAGGGGAUGGUUUCUCACAUGCAACUUAAUCCCACACAUGCGCAAAUGAAGCUUCACACACUCACACACCACUUGCUUGGACCAGUUCCCAACAGGCUGUGGACCAAUACUGGUCCAUGGACCAGGGGUUGGGAACUCCUGAUCUAGACAACCAUUUCUUCUUCUAGAGCAGAAGCCCUAGUCUUAAGAGGCCUUUGGUCAUCCCAGCUGAUCCAGACAAUUUUCACCCAGUCUCCAACCACCUCUUUUUAGGGAAUGACAUAGAGUGAUUGGUAGCCUGGCAGUUGCAGAGGACCUUGCAUGAAGUGGAUAAUCUAGACUCCUCCCAGUCAGGGUUCAGCCUGGGGUUUGGAACCAAAAUGGCAUGGAUGACGUUUUUAGAUGACUUCUGGCAGAAGCAGAUGGGGACAGUGUAUCAAUCCUUACUCUUCUUGACCUCUCAGUGGUGUUUGAUACCACUGCUCACGCUAUCCUUCUGAUUUGGUUCCAGGAAUUGGGGAUAGGCAGCACGGUGCUGUCCUGGUUUUCCUCUUUCCUCUGGACCAAUGUCAGUUGGUGUUGGUGAAAGGGAAGAGAUCCAGCCAUGGUCCCUAUUAUGUGGGGUGCCUCAGAGUUUAGUUGCCUCUCUUCUCCUAUUUUAUAUCUACAUGAAGCCUUAGGUGAGCUGAUCUGAUAGUUUGGAAUGAGGUUCUAUCAAUAUGUGCAGUAUCUACAUUUCAUGCCUGCUGAUUGAAGCCAUAGAUGUCCUGUCCAGUGUCUGGAGAAUAUAGGAGCCUGAAUGGGGCACAAAGAGAGGAGAGGGGAGGGGAGGGGAGGAGAGGCAAACAAAUUCUUACUAAUAGAGAAGAAAUGAUAGAGGGGUUUGAAGUUGUGGAAACUUUAGAAAAGAGUGACCCUGUCAUAUUGGAAUUCAAUAUAUUGUAGACACAAGCAACAGAAUAUAAUCAAGCCAGUGUCUUAGACUUUAAAAGAGCUGAUUUCAACGAAGUCAAGAGAGCUUGAGAAGGAUUCCAUGGUUGAAAACCUUAAAGGAGAAAACUACUCAAGAAGCUUAGAAAACUAAAAAAUAUGCCCAGUCCAACACAACACCACUGAAAAAGAAAAAUAAGAAAUACAAGAAUACACCAAAAGGAUAAGUAUAAAAAAAAUGAAAAGAGGGGCAUGUAACUAAGGCAGAAUACCAGCAGAUAGCCCAAAGAUGAAGUCGGGAAAACUAAGGCUCAGAAUGAACUAAGACUUGCAACAAAUGUCAAAAAUAAUUUAAAAAUGUUUCUUUCAUUAUAUAAAAACAAGAAUAAAAUCAAGGAAACAAUUGGUCCACUAAUGGGAGAAGAAGGCAAGGAAGUGACGGACAGUAGGGAGAAAGCAGAACAGCUUAAUUCUUUUUUUGCAUCUGUCUACACACAAAAAGAAAAAAUAGCCCAACAAGAACUGUAAAACACAGACUAGGAAUACAAAUUAAAAUAGGCAAAAAAUGGUAAGAGAACAUUUGUCCACUCUAAAUGAGUUCAAAUCACCAGGACCAGAUGGAUUACAUCCCAGAGUUUUGAAGGAGCUGGCAGACAUGAUCUCAGAACCACUGAAUCCUAUCUUUCAAAGAGCCUGGAGAGCAAGAAAAAGCACUGAUAUGGUUCCCAACUUCAAAAAAGGGAAAAUAAACAAAUUCAGGAAACUACAGACUACUGACAUCAAUACCUGGGAAGAUCCUGGAAAAUAUAAUAAGCAACAGAUCUGCGAACACGUAGAAGCGAGCAAAGUUAUAACCAGAAGCCAACAUGAAACAGAUCAUGCCAAACAAAUCUUAUUUCAUUCUUUGACAAAGUGACUAAAUUAGUGGACCAGCGAAAUCUUGUGGACAUAGUAUAUAUACAUGGAUUUUGGUAAGGUAUUUGACAAAGUCGACCACAACCUAGUUCUUGGUAAGCUAGAAAAAUGUGGGAUAGACAGCAUCACCAGAUGGAUUUAUAACUGGCUGGCAAACAGCACUCAGCACUACCUUACCAAAAUCCAAGUAGUCAUUAAUGGAACUACAUCUACAUAGGGAAAUACAUUGUGGGGUACCCCAAGGUUCUGACAUAGGCCCAGCACUCUUCAAUAUCUUC
Molecule: messenger RNA, 4844 nt
Organism: Crotalus tigris (Tiger rattlesnake)
Lineage: Eukaryota; Metazoa; Chordata; Lepidosauria; Squamata; Viperidae
Product: interleukin-1 receptor antagonist protein-like
Exons: 4
Coding region: 158-712 (184 amino acids)
Biological process (GO): cytokine-mediated signaling pathway; cellular response to lipopolysaccharide; inflammatory response to antigenic stimulus
Molecular function (GO): interleukin-1 receptor binding; cytokine activity
Source: RefSeq, a predicted model, not a curated record